Spea bombifrons (plains spadefoot toad) is the source of this 1494-nucleotide messenger RNA. RefSeq names its product cyclin A1 (gene CCNA1). Gene Ontology annotation, molecular function: cyclin-dependent protein serine/threonine kinase regulator activity. The transcript has 8 exons. The record is from RefSeq and is a predicted model, not a curated record. The coding region runs from base 1 to 1266 and encodes 421 amino acids. Gene Ontology annotation, cellular component: cytoplasm; nucleus; cyclin A2-CDK2 complex. Gene Ontology annotation, biological process: regulation of cyclin-dependent protein serine/threonine kinase activity; mitotic cell cycle phase transition. Lineage: Eukaryota; Metazoa; Chordata; Amphibia; Anura; Pelobatidae.
AUGCAUCGCACUACUGGAUCCAGUGGACUUUAUGUUGUGAAUAACAUCAUGGGACCUUACGAUAGCUUCCAGGAUUUUUCUCUACCCAAGGCAGGAACCAUGAUCCAGUCUAACGUGGUGCAACACAGACUCCCACAAAGAACAGUGCUGGGUGUGAUCAGUGACAACGAACAGCACAGAAGGUCUCUUGGCCAGGGUGCAGCCAAUGCAAAAUAUGCUCCUGGUGUUGAAAAUGAAUUUCCAGGCAAGAUGUCUUCUGCACUUGUACCUCCCAAGCCAUGCUUUGCAAUAUACAUUGAUGAGCCAGAAGCUAAAGAGACUCCUUCAUUUGAUGUGGAGUUUCCAAGCUUAGAUGAAUCGGAAGCAAAUUUGGUGAAACAGAAGUUCCACCUAUUGCUUGACAUCAGUGCUGCCUCGCCAAUGAUGGUGGACACCUCCUUCAAUGCUCACCCUGAUGAGUGUUCUGAAAAAGAUCCUGAUGCUAUAGCGGUUUCAGAAUACAUUGAUGAGAUACACCAGUAUCUACGUGAGGCUGAGGUUAAGCACAGGCCAAAGGCUCUCUACAUGAGAAAGCAACCAGACAUAACUCCAGCUAUGCGCACGAUUUUGGUGGACUGGCUUGUAGAAGUUGCAGAAGAAUACAAGCUACGUAAUGAAACUCUCUACCUUGCCAUAAAUUACCUGGACAGGUUCCUGUCCUGCAUGUCUGUACUCCGUGGAAAGCUACAGCUUGUAGGGACAGCAGCUAUUCUCCUGGCAUCCAAAUACGAAGAGAUCUACCCACCUGAUGUUGAUGAGUUUGUGUACAUCACAGAUGACACAUACACAAAAAAGCAGCUGCUACGUAUGGAACACCUGUUGCUGAAAGUGCUGGCAUUUGAUCUGACUGUCCCAACAACCAACCAGUUCCUUCUACAAUAUCAGCACAGGCAUCUCGUUUGUACAAAGACUGAGCAUCUGGCAAUGUACUUUGCAGAGCUCAGCCUCCUUGAGGUGGAACCAUUCCUGAGAUACGCCCCUUCACUGACCGCAGCGGCAGCUUACUGCCUUGCCAACUACACUGUUAACAAGACUUUCUGGCCUGAUACACUUUCAGCCUUCACUGGCUACACACUAAGUGACAUAGUACCAUGCCUUGGAGACUUGCACCGAGCAUGUCUUAAUGCUCCCCAUCAAGCACAGCAAGCAAUAAGGGAGAAGUACAGGUCACCCAAGUACAUGCAAGUAUCCCUCAUUGAACCUCCAGUACACCUUCCUCUGAAAUGAAUACCUUGCCAAAAAUAAUGGCGCUGUGUAGCACUUACCUCAAGAUCAACAGUGUUGGUCUGAAAUCAUGACACUGCAGGCCAAGUGUCUUAAGACUUUUUUAAUUUUAGACUAAUGUUAUCCAUGAAUUUAUUUUAUACUAAUACACUAACCUAGCAUCUCAAUUUUUUUACUACAUACAAUUUUAAUCCCUGGGUCACUAAGAUUGCUUAUGCAGGAAACCCAUCU